Messenger RNA from Magnusiomyces paraingens, 2685 nucleotides. RefSeq lists its product as uncharacterized. Gene Ontology annotation, biological process: transmembrane transport. Gene Ontology annotation, cellular component: plasma membrane. The record is from RefSeq and is a predicted model, not a curated record. Gene Ontology annotation, molecular function: transmembrane transporter activity. Bases 1 to 2685 code for a protein of 894 amino acids. The transcript has 2 exons. NCBI's taxonomy places the organism in Eukaryota, Fungi, Ascomycota, Dipodascomycetes, Dipodascales, Dipodascaceae.
AUGUUCUCCGAAUACGCUUCAAAGUUCCUCUCCCACUCACAAGCUAGAAUAUCCGCCGCUGGAGGCAGUUUCUCAGCAAAUCCUAACGAAGCCCCACUCUUUUACUCAGCCGCAGAAUUUGAAGAAGACGAUGAUGAAGAUAACGAUAACGAUAAUGACUCUACAGUAAAACCAUCCUCAAAAAAAAACAACCCAUCUAAAUCUUUCAUCAUGGCUGAAGGUCAUUUAAGAUCGGGCCAAAAUAGUAGCGGUAGAGGCACCCCAUCUCAAACUGGAUCUUCUUCUUCGAGAUACCCAAAUAAUAAUAAUAAUAAUACUCGGUACCCGUCAUAUCAUCACCAUCUACACAGAAAUUCCAGUGACACUACACCUCCUUCAUCUACAACAAGUCCAGUCGGCCCUUCUACCUCAAGAUAUCGAUCUUCCUCAGUCUAUGCAACAACUACAACCUCUUCAUCAUCUUCUUCUUUAAAUAACAACCCUAAAAAAGGUCCCUGGGGGUCUUCCUUCAUGCCAAAAUAUAUCAUGGACGGUGGAUCAGCCGUCGCAACCACUUCUCCAGCAACUACUUCUCCCAGUAGAUCUCUAAUUGGAACAAUUCCAUCACGUUUUAAAUCUACCUUCGAUGACGAAGGUAGCAGCAGUAGCAGCAGCAGUAGCAGUAGUACUAGUGGCAUAGAAGAUAACGGAAAUAUGGACGAUGAGGAAGAAGAAAACGAUUACGACGAAGAAAAUAAUGCUAGUCCUGCAUUUCUAUCAAUCGACGAUAACCCUCAGAAUCGAUUUGCUUCAGCUUCUAUGGAAAGCAGCAUUUCAUCCUUUGAUGAAACCCCACAACCAAGCCUUUACAUGGGUAAUAAUGGAAUUCCAUCCUCCAUUCUCCAUAAUCAAACAGCAACAACACCUUCCUUUUCAGCCUUAAGACGUCCUUCAUCUUUCCUUCCAGAUGCCAGCGGCAUCAAAAAUAGCAUUCUCAAUUUGAAAAACAUUGCAUCCAGUUCCUUCCUCUCUUCAUCACUAUCUCCACAUCAAAUGGAGAGCAUUCAACUCACUCCUCAACAAAUCCCAUUUUCUUCUGCAACCCCCCAAUCCAAAAGCCAGCUCGGUAAUACUCCCUUACAAUACAAUGAUAAUGACCCAGACUACGAUGCCGAAGACCCUCCAGACGACAUUGCAAUCGAACGGCCCCUCCCAUCAUCAGUACUCCCAGGUGUCUCUAUCCCAUUUGACCCCUCCAGUUUUCUCCCAAGACAAACCGACCUCGAGGCUCAAGACGACGAUGUCAUGAGUCGCUUCAUUCCACCAGAAACAAGCACCCAACAACAACCCUCUCAAGACAUGCCCAAGUUUGAUGCCAUUUGGGCAAAUGUCUACCUGGCAUUGAUAUCCAGCAUGCUGGCUACUUCUCUCAUCAUUUGGUUACGAACUGACGUACCCUCGUCCGCCCCCUUUAAAGAUACCAUGUACACCAUGCUCCAAAAAUCAGGUAGGUACCUGUUCAUGGACAUUUUCAUUGCCUCCAUGGCUUCAGUCGCAUGGAUCUUUCUCCUGCGCAGAUACUCCAUGGCCCUCUUUUACCUGUCCAUUGUUGCUGUGCCUACAACUCUCUUUGGAUUUACCAUAUACCCUCUUAUUAUGUCCUACCGAUCAGCUUACGGUGGCAACACAACUCAAGACCGUGUCAUGCGCUGGACAACUAUUCUUCCGCUCACCAUGGGCAUUCUUUGGUGUUAUUUUAUCUACACAGGCCGUGCUGCCCUUAAUAGAGCCCUUGGAAUUAUCCGGCUUGCAUCCUCUAUUCUCGCAGAUAACCCACCUCUCAUUGUUCUGGGCUAUGCCUCAGUCGGUCUCUUUAUUCUCGCCACCUGGCUCUGGCUUCACAUGUUUAUGCGCGUUUUCCUCCAAGGUCAUGCAGUCCUAAACCAUGGGACCACGGGCUGGGUCUUGGACCCCAAAUCAUGGGCGCUUGCCGCAUUUUACAUUUUUAUGUACCUUUGGUCGUGGGGGGUCAUUUCUGGGUUCCAGCGCAGUACUAUCUCUGCCGUGGUGUCUCAAUGGUACUUUUACCGUAACGCCCGGCCACAGCCUUCUCCAGCUGAUAUGACAUACGUUGCACUCCAGUACUCACUCAGCGCCCAGUUUGGAACCAUUUGUCUAUCGUCGCUCCUCCGCUUAGCAGUACGUCUCCCGCUUUACAUUCUCCCACGCCGCGCAGUCGGUAUGUUCCAACUAGCAGUCUACCAUUUUGCUCCAACAUCUAUCAUGGCCCUCACAAACCCCUUGGCCCUGUCCAAUGCCAUCAUCAAUUCGCAAAGCUUAGUCGAUUCUGCACAGGCUAUUGGCAGCCUUCGGUACCUCGACCAUGGCUAUAACAACCCAACCGUCCGCAGUGGCCACUCAUGGACUGCAUACCGUCUUGCCAAAAUGCUACUGUCUGCUGCCCGUGGUGUCAUGUCGCUAGUCCUCGGGUACAGCGCUUGGGUCCAUGCGGCAAUGUAUACUGACGGUAGUCUGUACGGGUACAUGGCGGGACUUAUUGCUGCCUUCAUUGGGUGGUUUGUUUUAGGGGCUUCUGAGGGUAUCCUUAGUAUGGUUGUCGAUGCCGCCUUUUUGUGUUUUGCAAUUGAUAAUGCUGCCCGAGGCGGGCAUUGCACCGAGGCUGACCGGCACUUUGGGGGAAUAUAG